AUGGUCCGUAAGACUUAUUAUAUUAUUAUUAUAUUAGGUUCACAAACUGUAUACUUCACAAGUAUUAAUGUCGUCUGUGAAUUUGUGAACUUCGCAUUCUUCAUUUAAAGCUGGUAAUCCUAGCAAAACCCUUUCUAUUUCGCCUUCCAUAUUUCCUGAACAUUUGAUAAUGGCGUCCAAUUAUUUUGUAAUUGUUUUGUUUUCAUGUUAAAGUCAUUACAAAUUCACAUUUCUUUAUUUAAAAGUCUUUCGCACAGAACGUUCGAGUUUAUAGACAACAUGUAAACAAGUAUUAUGUACGGACUUCACGAAAAAUAUAAUACUUUCAUAUUAAAUUACGGCUAAGAAUUAUUACACGCGCGGACCAUAUUUAGAAGUCUUACGGACCACAUUUAUAAGUCUUACGGACCACAUUUAUAAGUCUUACGGACCAUAUUUAGAAGUCUUACGGACCGCAUUUAAAAGUCUUACGGACCACAUUUAUAAGUCUUACAGACCAUAUUUAAAAGUCUUACGCACCACAUUUAGAAGUCUUACGGGGAUAUUUCUAAGUAUUGCGCACAGUUAGUACAGUAGCCGAUUUACACGCGAAGCAUGAUGUUUUAUACGCGUGUGUUCAAGUCUUGCAAGAAUGCAGAUAAGAUGUACGCGCGAGAGAAGUUUUACAUAUAUAAUCCUAAAGUAAUUUUGUCCAGUAUGGCGUUCCAUAUAUAUGAAUUACUUGUACAAAUGCACAUUAAAUCAUUCACAAAACUAUAUGCUUUCCUAUUAUUCAUUCAGUUAUUUCAUAAGUAACAUUCAUUCAUAGGUGAGCAUGAUCUUCAUAACAACUUGAAACAUUUAGCAAGUAAAAAUGAUACAUGGCGUUCAUACAUUGGACUUGGAUAUUAUAAUUGUUUUGUGCCACCACCAAUAUUGCGAAGUUGCUUGGAAAAUCCUGGCUGGUAUGUACUGCUUGUUUUCAUCAGUUUAUUACUAAGGAGCGUGCAGUACCAUGAAGACUCUCGUACUUUACCUCUGUCAAAAAUUAUGCCUUAAGUUGGCGUUUGAAAUUACUUGAAAAAUAUUAAAAAUUGUUCUUUUACUGCAUGGUAGUUCAUAUAUACAUAAAUAUAUGGCAGUUUCUUGCAGAAUACUAUCUACAGUAUACUAGACCCCCAAUUGUGCGAGUACUGCUUUUCAAUCUAUUCUCAAUUUUUUCGUACUAUUUUUGAAGCUUACAAUAACCACUACAUGCAUGUAACGUUUUGAGUUGCUACGCAGAACGUUCACCAAAAUGUAUGGGAUUUCGUAAAACAUAUAUUUCCUCAUAAUUUCUUGACUUUUCCUUGCAGAUUGUGACUUGUUUAUGGACUGUUUUGCUUAUAAAUAAAUCUUUGUUUGUUCUUUCAGGUAUACGCAAUAUACACCGUACCAACCAGAAAUCUCUCAAGGUCGUUUGGAAUGUUUAUUAAAUUUUCAAACAAUGGUUUGUGAUUUGACUGGAUUGGAUGUUGCUAAUGCGUCAUUGUUAGAUGAAGCUACCGCGGGAGCUGAGGCUGUUGGACUUUGCUAUAGGUACAGUAACAGUGUUACUGUAAUUAGAAUUAAUUUACGGCACUACAAAGGAGGUGUUACUUAUAGUCUGGCGGGGCAUAGCACCAAGCAGUAUUUCUGCUCUACCUUUUAUUUCACAGAGAGUUUAUCAAAGCAGAUCUGAGAUAAGUAAACUUGUAAGAUUCUUUUUUAGUAUAAUAAAGAAAAAAUAAUAACUUGCACCUUUAUUAAAAUAUUUAAUUUUUUAACCUCGAAUAAAUUUUAGUUAUUUGGGACAAAAAAUAACUGUAAACUAAUAAAUGUUUUUUGCUGUUGUUAGGUUCAAUAAGAAGAAAAAGUUCUAUGUAGACAAAAACCUGCAUCCACAAACCAUCGCAUUGAUAGAAACAAGAGGAAGGUAACAAAUAUAUAUUGGCGUAGCCAGCUUUUCCACUCAAGGGGGAAAAACAGGUGGGGGUUAAGCAAAUUUACCCUGUGGUUAAUUUGAAUACAAUUUUGCCCCUCUGACUACGUGUAUGAACGAAUAACGUCUUCUAAACUUGUUAAAGGUCCAGUGUUACUACUGGAGGAAACCGCGAGUAUACCCUGCAGAGAAAAUCUGGGGCCGGUUGUUCAAAGGUUGGUUAGCGCUAACUUUGGGUUAAAAUUUAACCUGCUGUUUUAGUUUGUAUAUUUCUACACGUCUGUUUAUUUCAAAACUUCAGAGAAGGAAACACCUACUGAUUCAGACAAGAUCUCUGAAGAAAUAUUUCCAAAUUUAUAGACAAGCUGUCGGGAAGUUUGCUUUGAAAUUUAGGUUAACCCAGGGUUAAACUAACCCAGCUUUGAACAACCGGCCCCUGAAGUUUAAUGGUGUUUUCUAGAAUCAAACUUAUGAACCGCUUUGCGCCACCAGCAGCACCAUUUUUUUUUGCUCUUUAGAACAUUGGGACCUGAUGGCGAAGGCUUGGAAAUAAUCGUCACUGAGAAAGAAAACUUCGAUUUGUCCAAUAAAGAUGUCAGUGGAAUAAUUAUUCAAUAUCCGGAUACUUAUGGCAGUAUAGUUGAUUAUACCGAGCUCACUGAGAGAGCUCAUCACGCCAAGGUACGACAUGUGUACUGACUUAUUUGCUCUGUUGUUUUCUCUGUGUAACGAAGAAAUUGACCAUCAAACUAACCAGACGGUUUCCUAUUUAUACAUACUUCACCCGAACAUGACAAGUGACCCAUCUAUCCCAGGCAGGUUCAAACCUAUUGGCUACGAGGAGCACCCGUUCAAUCUCUUAUCUCAUACCUGUGUUAAAAGCGGCUUUCUGAUUGGUUUAGAGCAGGUGAGCUUGUCGUCGAGCUCACCUGCUUUUUGUCCGAACUCACCUGCUUUUCGCCGAACUCACCCGCGAAACUGCUCACGUUGCAAUAACAAUAACAAAUAUGGCGGACAAGAUUUAGCCGAUAAACCUAGACUUUAAAGAACUUUUUUCGGUGACUAACAUACUGAGACUAAAGAAAAACCAAAGAAAAAAUGCAAUAAAGGGAAUCUAGACGUAGAUAAAAAAGUAUUAAGAGCCCAGUGUUUUUUUUGGCUGGGAAAAUGUUGACAAAACUUCGACGAAUAUAUCGCGAAGAGCUACAAAUGUGUGUAUGGCUUGGUGUAUGGGAUAAAAACCAAACGUACUUGCAGGUUCGGUGAGUCUGGGAUUGGACGCACCUCGGGUGGCUGGAAGUUUCCCGAACUCACCUCGCUUCGCUCGGUGAGUUCGGGAAACUUCCAGCCAUCCUCGGUGCGUCCAAUCCCGGACUCACCUCCCUGCAAGUACGUUUGUUAUAUUAUCUCAUACCUAGAGUAUUAGCUGCUUUCCUAUUGGCUACAAGAAGGUGCGUUCAAUUUCGAACCCACCUGCAGACGUAUUUUUAGGAGGGGGUUCGAGAUCGAUGUUUCGGCGGCGGCCAUUAUGAAGCGAUUUGAACAAAUUUCAGACGAACAUUUAAAUAAAAAAUAAAUUAACUGUUUGUAAUUGUUUUAUAAUUAUUGUUUUUUAUUUUGUUUGAUGAAAAUGGAAUAUUCUGUAUUCAAAGUGGAAGAGAAGAAAGAUGGCCGCCGAAAUUUGUUCGGCACGGGCAGGUUUAUAUAAAUCUUGGCAAUGUUUUCGCAGAAUGUGUGCAUUUUCUCUUUUCAAGAAUAAGGGAAUAUUGUAGAGAAUUUUUCAAUUUAAGUUUGUUUGUUUGCGUAGUAUGUUGGCGGCUAAAAUGUUCGUUAUCCAAACAAGAAAUUAUAUACUAAAACAUUCGUAAAUUCUUCAGUAUUUUUUACCGAAAUGGCAUGUGAUAAAAACCAAACAUACUUGCAGGUUCGGUGAGUCCGGGAUUGGACGCACCUCGGGUGGCUGGAAGUUUCCCGAACCCAGGAAACUUCCAGCCACCCUCGGUGCGUCCAAUCCCGGACUCAACUCCCUGCAAGUAUGUUUGUUAUAAAACGCAGGUUCAAACACGUUCCUUCACGUACCGCAUGAACCGUAAUCUAAACGGCUAUAAAGUCAUUUGUCUGAAUCAGAUCAUUUUCAGGCUCCGCCUGAUGGCAGACUAAAUGACAAAUAUUAUAUAACCAUUUAUAACCGAUUAUGACAUAACUGUUGCGUAAUAUAUAGAAAGUCUAUGCACGUUGUAUCAUCAUGGUCGAAACAGUCGGAGCUCAACAUGGUUCUGGACAGUUCUCACAACAAUUGAACAAAAGAAUGUCAGUUUACUGUAGUGGCACACAAAUUGUCGGAAAUUUUGUAGUAGCAAGAAUCCAUAAUAUCCAUUAGCAAAUGAAAAUAACACAUCUUUUAAAAAUUGUUGCUGCAUUUUCAUUCUCAGUAAAGUUUUACGUUUAAUUCCUUCAAUUUAAAAGUAUUGUUGACUGUAUUGAAAUGUGUUUUUCGCGUGUAAAUUUAAACAGUAGUGAAAUACGCGUUGCCGUUGGUCAGUUGAUUGGAGACAUUAGAAUGCGUAAGUACCCAAAACAAAUGGAUCAUCUCCAGGUCAAAGUACAAAUCAAGGCAAGGUACAACGUCAAUCCAUGAGAUAAAAAAAUCAAAAUUAUAGGUUUAGAAUGAUACAGUAAUCCUAUUAAUUAUUUUUCCUCAUUACACCAGGAAAUAAGCUUUUUGUAUAAGUGCCUUACCAUCGCAAAAAGCAAUCUAAAGGUCAAAGUACAAAAUAAUAUACAAAUCUGAGGAGAAUUUAAAUUAAGUACAGGGGGACUUCAGUAGCAAGGUCGCCAAAAAUUACAUUUUCACCUUAAGGGUUUGAGUCAGGGCACUUUAUAACAAACAUACUUGCAGGAAGGUGAGUCCGAGAUUGCACGCACGGAGGGUGGCUCAGUGGUUUCCCGAACUCACCGAGUGAAGCGAGGUGGGUUCGGGAAACUUCCAGCCACCCGAGGUGCGUCCAAUCCCGGACUCACCAAACCUGCAAGUAUGUUUGGUUUUUAUCACAUGCCAUUUCGAUAAAAAGUACUAAAGAAUUUACACAUUUUAGUAUGUAAUUUCUUGUUUGAAUAUUGAACAUUUUAGCCGCCAACAUACUACGAAAACAAACAAACUUAGGCUUAAAUUGAAGCUAAAACAAUUCUCAAAUAUUCCCUUAUUCUUGGAAAGAGAAAAUGCACAUUCUGCGAAAACAUUGCCAAGUGCAUGAACCUGCCCGUGCCGAACAAAUUUCGGCGGCUAUCUUUCUUCUCUUCCACUUUGAAACAGAAUAUUCCAUUUUCAUCAAACAAAAUAAAAAAUAAUAAUUAUAAAACAAUUCAUUAAAAACAGUUAAUUAAUUUUUUAUUUAAAUCUUCGUCUGAAAUUUGUUCAAAUCGCUUCAUAAUGGCCGCCGCCGAAACAUCGAUCUCGAACCCACCUCCUAAACUUACGUCAGCAGGUGGGUUCGAGAUUGAACGCACCUCCUCGUAGCCAAUAGGAAAGCCGCUAAUACGCUAGGUAUGAGAAAAAUAUAUAAGCGCCCUGGUUUGAGUCUUACUCGGGCUAGCUCGCUUUGCCGGGCCACGCUGUUUCACAUGAGGCAGGCUAGCCCGGCAAGCUCUAUAAGAAAUUCCAGCGCGACUUUUGGCGGGUAUGCGUUAUUUGAUGUUUGUGAUGUGACUCUGAGUGUAUAUUCACACCGGGCAAGCUUGAAAAAUAUGCCUGGUCACGGUGGGAAUCGAAUCUACGACCUUUGGAAUACUAGCCCAAUGCUCUGCCAACUGAGCUACGCGGUCAGGUCGGUUCGAGUAUGUGAUAUUUCGGAACUGAGUCUAGUUCCUUUGGUAUCAAUGCAAUCUAAUAAUCAUGAUUUUUUCUGUGUUGGUGUUAUGUACUCAGGUGAAUAUCAUGUUUGUGAUGUUACUCUGAGUCAUAUGAGCCCGGGAAGGCGAGAUCUGGCUCAAACGGAAGCCCGGCAAUCUGGGCCAGCUGGUUCUCAUGUGAAUCAAAUCUCAAAAACAUAUAAAAAACAAUGUACUUGAAAGUCAACCCGGUUUACCGGGCCAGCCCGGCUCGUAUAUGAACAUACAUUAUUAUAAAACGUAUAAUCAAAAUACCCUCGGUCGAACCUCUACUUAGAUUCACCUCUCGUUAGCUGAUACUGUUUUUUAAUACCGGCCAGAAAUCUUAACUGGACACCACGACAUGACACUGAGAAUGUCAGCUUAAGGCAGGUUUGACUGUUGUAUAAUUCAGAAUCGCUGCCACAUGAUGAAUUCGAUCACCGCCGCUUAUUAACCCAUUCAGCUGCAAUGCGUCCAAACACACCCGAAUUUAUUAUUUUGCUCUGUCUGACGCCAGGCGAUUUUACUCGUCAAAAGUAGAAUCUUGAGCACUAAUGGGUUAAUGUCGCAUUUUAUUUCCCGGCGAAACUCCCUUUUAUGAUUCUCAGAAAAAAAUUUUGAUCCCGUGUAGAGACUACUGUUUAGGAAACCAUGUAUACUCGCGUUCACAUAUAGUCGAAGGGAUUGGUAGAUGGAAAUAUCGAGUGGAAUUGUUAUACAUUUAUUAGACUUAACCAGGAGCAGGUGUGAAAAAUGCAACUACAGGGUGUAUAAAAAAAAACUGAACAGAUAUGAAAUUGCUCUCAAUUUCGCAAAACAGCUAUUAGUAUCCAGUUUUUGAUGUAUAUAACUUCUUUGGGUACUUAUAAUGAAGAAUAAUGAAAAAAAUUUCUCGAACUCAAAUUUUGUGAACCAGGGGGGUUUGUCUUUUCCAACAAACUAAAAAUGGCUUGCGCACGAAAUUUAAAAGCUUUAAUCAUAUUUUGAGUUAAUAGACGGAAAAUUUGUUGGGUGUUUAAUUACUGUACAAAAUUUCAGACAAUUUGCUUUAGUUUAAGCCCUUUAGCUAUUCAUUUUAUCCUAAAAAAUCAGCCUUUCGCAUGCUUAAUUAAUGCCUUUACCUAAUUUGCAUAUUGCUGACAUAUGCAAAUUAGGCAAAGGCAUUAAUUAAGCAUGCAAAUAGCUGAUUUUUAGGAAAAAAUGUAAGUUUGCGUUAAUAGUUAAAGGGCUUAAACUAAAGCAAAUUGUCUAAAAUUUUGUACAGUAAUUAAAAUCCCAACAAAUUUUCCAUCUAUUAGCUCAAAAUAUGAUUAAAGCUUUUAAAUUUCGUGCGCAAGCCAUUUUUAGUUUGUUGGAAAAGACACACACCCCUGGUUCACAAAAUUUGAGUUCGAGAAUUUUUUUUCAUUCUACAUUAUAAGUACCCAAAGAAGCUAUAUACAUCAAAAACUGGAUAUACUAAUAGCUGUUUUGCGAAAUUGAGAGCAAUUUCAUAUCUGUUCAGUUUUUUUUAUACACCCUGUAUAGGUCCUAUGGUAGGAAUCGAACCUGCGGCCCUGCGAUUCCGGUGCAGCGCUCAGUUGGUUAAUUCCAUCUACAAAUCCCUUCAACAAUAGACCUUAUGCAUAAUGACGUCACAAGGCUUGAUGCCCGCGAGGAAUGUUGGUCUUAGUAGUCAUCGCCCGGGAAAAUUAAACAAUUCAAAAUGGCCACUAUCAAAAUUUACGUCGAAAUUUAGGAAAAGAAAAGUCUAUUAGUUACGUCGAGUGAGACUGCCAAAACCCUGAUAUUUACACAUUCAGCGUUCACAUAUACUUUAUCCACUGGCCUAUACUAUAUCUUAAACUCAAUGGUCUUAUCUUUACAAUAUUUUCGUUAAGGCUUUGGUUGCAUGUGCGACAGACCUCCUCGCUCUUACCAUGCUUCGACCUCCUGGAGAGUUUGGUGCUGAUAUUGCUUUUGGAAACAGUCAGAGAUUUGGAGUACCAUUAGGUGCGUUUUACACAUUGCUUUACGAAACGGUGUGUUAGAAUAUAUCAGAAACUAUUAAAGAACAGUAAUGUCAAAUGAUUAAAACCCGUUUAUAUCUCCUGAAGACAAAUAUCUAGUUAACUGACCAGUAGCCUGUAAAGGCCCUGUCACACUAUUGCUUAUCGUACUAGCGCGUGCCAGCGUAUGGAAAAUAUCACUCAUACGCUGGAAAACGCUGACAAACGCUAGGGGUACGUUAGGCAUAGGUUGUAUACGUUUCAAGCACGGUCGCGUACGUUGACAUACGCUGUCAUACGGCGAGGCAAAAACUUUUUUAAGCAUACUUAAAAAUUUUGUGCGUAUUCGGAUGUGUGGUUUAUACAAUAAGCAUACUCUAGGCAGACGCUGAAUAUGCUAGAGGUACGCCAGAUGUACGGUACUCAUACGCUGACAUUUCAAAGGACUUUUGUGCGUAUGAAAAUUAUUUCAUUAAUUUUCAUACGCUUCUCAUACGUUUGUCUCAUACGCAAUAGUGUGACAGGACCUUAAAGGCCGUUUUCCACUUCAAGCGUACGGCGUACCGUACCGAAACGUAUAUCAAAAACAUUUUUAAAUUUCAAAAUUUUGUGAAUUGGUUAAUACGUCCGUAGUACGCCAAAAAGUUGACUUGCGACGAACUUGUUAUUUUGAUACGCAAAUACACCAGAAGUACGCGGAUUUAUCAACCUCUUUUCAAUCUACGCAUGCUCACCGGUACGUUACGGUACGAUACGGGCGAAGUGGAAAACGGCAUGCCCGCUACGUGCCAUCCAGUUGACAUAUUUGGAUAACUCGCACCACUUCUUAUGAUAAUGUAGCGUGGAAUGGAACAAUUUUAGCCAAGUGUUAAAUUACGUUCGAGAGUAAAUUGAGUGUUUUUCUUCCUUUCAAAACUAAUUGUCUCUAUUCACUCGCAUUUUCCUGGUAAAGUGUCAUAAGUAAUGAUGGAGUUUUAAAACUUUAGACUCGUAGUUGUGGGAAUUCCUGUGUAGAACCUCGCAUGGCAUAUCGGAUGCAACUUAAGUAUUUAUGGAUUACAAUAAUUGUGUAAUUUAAGGCUAUGGUGGUCCACAUGCUGGAUUCUUCGCAAUACGAAACAUUGGAAACCUACAACGAUCUUUACCUGGCCGACUUAUUGGUGUUACCAGGUAUUUGAGUAGAGAGGUUCAGAUUUGACUCCCGCUGCCUCUCACUUGCUUUAACUGUACGCAUUUGAUUGGUUAAUCUGGUAUAAUUUGAUUGGUUAACGCAUCUGAUUGGCUAAUGGUAGCGGUAGUGUAAAUCAAAGUCUGAACCUCUCUAGUAUUUGUGACGGUUCCGAUUUUUAUACAAUUCGAGAUUCCCCUUAUUACGUUUUCGUAGCGCUUUGCAUUGUAGUUAUAGUGGUAUCACUGAUAAAGAUAGCGGCCUCAAAUGAAAAUAUUGAAUGUUUUCGCGAAUAUUUUGCUGUUGGCUAUCGCGCACCUGACCCUAGCUUUUUUAAAAAGUUCUUGCACGGGUCAGGACAAAAAUAAGCCAUCUUCAACUAAUCAGUGAUACCACUAUAACCACAAUGCAAAGCGCUACGAAAACGUAAUAAAGGGAAUCUCGAAUUAGAUGCAUGUUCCAUGUGAAUCAAGUUGGGCAAAGAAAAGAUAGUUCGUUUACUAAUUCUUCUGUGUAUAAACGGGGCGCUAUAUACACCACACCUGCGCAGUUCCUCUUGUCAGAUUAUUGUGUAUUUAAAAAUUGUACAGGAGAGUGUACAGCAGUAGACUUUCUAAAAGGGAGAACAUCAGGAAUAAUUGCAUUCCGGAAGCCAAAACUGUUUGCAAAACAAACAAUGGCAAUAUAGAGUCAAAGGACCAAAAAAUAAGGCAUUCAAGUUGAAGGUAUAUCCUUAACGAACAACAUGAAAAAUAAACUGAAAAAGGAAUAAAUGCAGGACGAACAUUGUCAUCGUUCUUUCAACUAUACUGGUGGGCAAUUUUCAAUUUCUCUCUGCAUGAGAAAUUUAUAUAUACAUAAAUUAUCUUGAUAAUAUUUUUCAAACUCAAAUCUUGAUAAACAGUUAUCAAACUCAAGGGCUUGUGCUUAUAUCCGGAUAUAAGUGCAUGCGUCGACCUAUAUCUGGGGGGGUUGGGAGUGUGCUUGUAUGCGAGGGAAUAGGGUAAACCGGAUGAUCCAUUGGAUGGGGGAUUUAUCUAGACAGACGAUCCAUCUCUAGUAUUAAUCGGGUAUUAAAAGGGGGGAAGCGUUAGCUAAUUCUUGGAUGGGGGAUUUAUCUAGACAGACGAUCCAUCUCUAGUAUUAAUCGGGUAUUAAAAGGGGGAAAGCGUUAGCUAAUUCUUGGAUGGGGGAUUUAUCUAGACAGACGAUCCAUCUCUAGUUUUAAUCGGUAUUAAAAGGGGGAAAGCGUUAGCUAAUUCUUGUGCAACUCUGUCACGUAGGGAUAACAUGGGAAACAGUUGUUACAGACUGGCGCUUCAGACCAGAGAACAACACAUUCGUAAGGAUAAAGCCACAAGUAAUAUUUGUACUGCACAGGUGAGUUAAGUUUGUACUGUACAUUUUUCAAUGUGAAUGAUAAAGUGAUUUAUUUUUGGCAUGACAAAAUUACUGGAUGCUGAUUGGUUGAGAGGAGUACAAUUAUUUCAUUAAUUAUUUAUCUUCUGUAAUCAGUGGCAAAUACUGCAAUUUCAUUGGUUUACAGGAGUGCGAUUUGAGCAUUAAUCGCACCUUUUUGAGCUGUAAUCGCACUCUUGUCUACAGCCAAUGAAAAACAGUCUAGUAUUUACAACUAGCCAAUCAGCAUCCAGGAUACAAACUUUGAAUUUUAUUCUCUUUAUUGCUGUAAAAAAUUCCAAAAUGGAGGAAUUCACAAAUUUUGACCUUUUAAUUUUUAAAUCAGCCCUCGAAAACCGUCAAAAUUGAGGUCGGAAAAAAAAUGCCGACCUAAACCUGACCUAGCUCGGUACAUCUCGGCAUUUUUAAAAAUCUGUUUCCAUGUCUUGGAGCACUAGUAGCCUGCACUAGUAAUCACGUAUUUACGAAUCAUUGAAAAGUAUAAAUGUCACGAAGCCUUUUCUUUUAGAGUUUUACCUAAAUUAUAUCAUAAAUAUACACGUUAAUUCUUAAACCUUACACCAAAGUGCAUCGAAUUCUAUAAUCGCUGACUUUUUAACAGCUAUAAGCACCAAAAAAGAUUAUUAAUUAAAGUGAAUUAAGGUCGGCAAAACAUUGCCGACAUGGGAGGUUGAUAGGUCGGCAUUUUAAUACUGCUACAGAUCUCGUUUUCGAGGGUUGUUAAAUUAUAUAUUUUCUGACGAAAAUGACCUACCUGUUCAUCCAGCAGAAGACACCGAACUAAACACAACCAGGAGUUAUAUUUCAUGAUCAAUCCAAUUCAGAUGAUUAAUUGGACUAAAGAACUUCACUAUUUUGAACACGUUAUAAACAUACAAACAUGGCUUCCCAAUUGUGUUUUGAAUAAUUCAAACAAAUGUUGUCAUGUGAUUAUACCGGAAAUAAUGCCCGGAAGUUAAUAAUAUGUUAAUUUAUUAUAUAUGAUAAACAAUAAUUCAAAAUUGUACUAUUUCACCUCUGCUAUUUCACUAAGAAUUGUCGUGACAAAAAUUUAAUAAUUAUAUUGAACUUCAACAAAUUGUAUUUUUCUGCUUUUCCCCCUUAACCAGUUUGAUUACAGAAGAUAAAUAAUUAAUAAGUAAUAGAACGAAUUAAAGUCGUACUAUUAAUGCCAUAAUCAUACUCGUGAUUAACAAAUCAACCUCCCGCUACGCGGUCGGUUGAUUUUGUAAUCACUCGUAUGAUUAUGGCAUUAAUAGCACUCCUAUUCGUUCUAUUACCAUCAUUAAUUGUACUGCAGUGAGUACAAUUAAUGAUUUUCCCAAAACAAACAAAAUUGCGGAAAGGUGUUUUAACAAAAUACAAAUGUGAAAUGAAAUUUCCUUAGAGGAACUAGAUGAGAAUACGAACAAAAGCACCUAAAUGAAAAUACGAACAAAAGCACCAAAUUUUGGGUGAUAGUCUGGCAGGACUGGGCUUUGGCGAGAGAAUAUGAUGUUGACAUUGAGAAGUAUCCAAUUUUGUCAUGCUAAUAAUAAACAAGUAAUCAUGCGAUGUUGCUCGUACAAUUAGGGAUUAAUAGUACUCGUGAUGUUUGGAAAUUUGCCAAAUUGGACUCGCCCCGGCUGCUCGUCCAAUUUUGGCAAAAUUUCCAAACAUCACUCGUACUAUUAAUCCCUAAUUGUACUCGCCAUCGCAUGAUUACCUAUACUAACACAGUGAAAGACUGAGCUUAUCGUCUGCAAGAGUCGAUGGUUAAAUAUUUGUCCGUGACCGGAUACUAAUAUGCCAACGCUGUUUGUCCGGCACAACUAUUUUCUUCGUUCUGUCAGCAUUAUAUACAUCGUAUACAAUUAUUAAAAUGAUUGCACUCUUCUCAAACAAUCAGUGUAAAGCGAUUCUGUCAUAAUAAGGAUUGUAACAAGUUUCAUUCCGAUUUAUUCCGUGUUUUCUCGGUUUAGGCAUUGCUUGCAAAUCUUGCUGCAUUGUUCAGUGUUUAUCACGGUCCUCAUGGCUUGAAGAACAUCGCAACGCGAGUUCACAAUGCUACACUAAUACUAGCUGAAGGUAAGUGGAUAUAUCUCGAAACACUGGAGUGUUAACAUUGAAUGCUUAUUGGCUUGACUACAAGGAUAUCUACAGGGUUUAACGGUUGAUAAAACGCUUGUUUUGAAGUUGUUUCGCAAAUGCCAUUUCCUGCAUGCAUUUCCAAUUGUGAUUAGGGCUGGAAAAAGUGGUUAUCUUUCUGUGAGCACACCUGAAAAUAAAAAAUUCCUGCAGACUUGCGGAACGUCCCCAGAACGAUUGUUUUGAGUUGAUUCUGCCUGUUAUGAACUUACAGUCUUGCAGUGUAGUGAGUGUAUUUUAGUGUUGUAUACACAUUGUGUUCUAUUAUGUUAACUAUGGUUCUACAUACAGUGUAUUACAUAAAUACGAAGAAAAAAUUUGACAACACAGACCAUGCAGAACAUCUGUCAUAAUCGCACGAAGACUCCCUUAACCAAUGUGACGUCAUGUACUCCCUUCCGCCUGCAUGUAUAAUACAUUGUCUGCCCUUGAUCUUCCUUAAAUGUAUACUUAACCUUCAUAAGUUACUUUCGCGUUUUGUGGUUAGGUAUAAAACGAGCUGGACACGAAAUUCAGAAAGAACAUUUCUUUGACACUCUCAAGGUAUUAUUCAAGUGUAAUGUAAAGAUUUUGUUUAUCGUGAAAAGUAUUAUUUUUAUAUAUGUAUAAGGACAACGACUUUCUGUUGUACGAGUAGUGGUUAAAGUGGCAUGCGUCAACAUGAAUAAAAUAAGAUUAGUUUGAAUUAACUUUAAUUUUAUUUGUGAAUUUUACUCAUUCUAUUUUCAUCAAUAAUGAUGGUGUUAUUUUUUACGCUUUAUGGCUCGCACGGGAUAAUUAGCUAGUAUAGGUAAUCGCAUGGGGCCGAGUAAAAUUAAGGUUUAACUUCACGCGUGUCUUCAAAGUUUCACAAAUUGCCAGAGUCGCGAAGCGACAAGGGCAAUUUGUGAAACUUUGAAAAUACAAGUGAAAUUAAACCUUAAUUUUACGAGGAACUAUAUGCGAUUACUUGUUAAUCAUAGCGGGCAAAAUUUAUUCGUAAGUUAACUGUGAUCUUGAACCUCGUAUGUCUAAAUAUGUACUUUUAUAAAUAAUAAAUAUGUACUUUUUCUAUACAGUGUUCAAGUUUUUACUAUAUAGAAGUUUUUAAUUCUUCAAUAACAUCAUUAUCCGCGACGACGAAGCGAGAAGCCAUUGUUUUUAUUGCUAUUUAAUUAAAACAAGAAACUUCCCACGCUCGCGUCUCCGCCAAUCAGGUACAAGUAAUUUUGCCCUGAAUUAAGAAAAAAUGCCCUCCUCAUUAGCCAAUCAUAUUUGAGUAAUUUUGCCCUCUAUAUAAUUAUAAAGAAAACCGUUCAUAUCUACACGAUAAAAAAACACCAUAUAUAUCUUCGAUAAAGUACUUGCCAAUAUGAUUAGUCACAAAAUGUAAGAGUAGAUGCAAGCUGUUCUCCGAGGUGGAUUGGAAACUAGUGGUGAUACUCGAUCCAUGCAAAUGGUAUCUUGAACUGCCAGCUCCACUCGGAAAGUUUGCGCCAAAAUCAUACCAAUGAAAUUGACGAUACAUGUAUAUAUAUGACUGAGCUGCACAACUCUUUGAAUUUUAACUCUUAGCUUUCCGGCUAACGAUUAGUGUUACGCUUGCGUGUGCAUUAACAUGACGCACAACUCGACGUAGCACCCAAUUUCCGCACCACGCAUGCUCACCUAGCUUUGUUAUAAUCUCAUUAAAUUUCUGCCAGUAACUCAUUUUUCAUCAUUUUCUUAAAUUUUUUUUUUAUCAUCAGGUGAAAUGUGUUAAUGGUUCGGCUGAUGAAAUAAUGAAGAAAGCUGCUGCACAUAAAAUCAAUCUUCGAAAGCUGGAUAAUGAUCACGUAAGUGAAAUUGUAUUUGUACAGGGCCUUUACCAUGCACUGGUAUCAGUAACCAAUUUUUCAAGUCCAAGCACUUUAUCUUUAUUUGAGGUUUUUAUACCGGAAAACGUAUACUUCAGUUUAAUAUUACAAGGUUAUUUUCAUUCUAGGUUGGUGUAUCAAUGGAUGAAACAGUGACAGAAAAAGAUUUGGAUGAUCUGUUGUCAGUGUUUGGUUGUAAAGAUACUUCGGUGAGUUUCAAAUCAACGAAUGCAUGAUUGAAUUUUCAGAAUGAAUUUCAAUGCAUUUGUUCAUAAUUUCCACUCAACAGUAGAUUUGUAUUUAAGUUUGUAUGUGAGUAGGACAAUUUUAUAUGAAACGUUUAUCAUGACUAGUUUAAAUCAAGUCAUAUACUUUCUAUUUUUUCUUCAUCAGUUUUAUUUUAUUUUUGAGCAGGAUAGUCUUGCCAAUAGUGAGUUGAGUGAAACUCCAGGAAGCAGUAUAUUAUUGAGUGAUCAUAAGCGUCGUAGCAAUUACCUUGAACAUGCUGUGUUCAACACUCAUCACUCGGAGACACAGAUCAUGAGAUAUAUGAAACGUCUAGAGAAUAAAGAUUUAUCAUUGGUUCAUUCCAUGAUUCCUUUGGUUAGUAUGGCAGUUUUAUUAGAAUCAGUAGAACACGAGUAGUACAGUAAUAGCCCGCAUAAAAGAAGCUGUGGGUCAAGAACCACCAACCUGAGAUGCAGGCAAUUAUAUAUACAGGGUGUAUCAAAAUAAACGCAAUUCAUCUUUUGUGCUUAAUAACUUUCGAAAUACUAUUUCUAGUUAAACGCUUUUAAGCUUACUUCAAAGCCUGUUCUUUUCUCUUUCAAACAAACUAUUAUCCUUGUCUCCAAUGCUAGUAAUAAUUGCACAGGGAAAGGUUUAGUAAAACCUAUCAUUUUUAGUUGCUGUUUAAUUAUGCAAGUUUACUAUGUUAUUGUUUAGUCGGUUUAAAUGUUAGAAUUUUCUUCUUUAAACUGUAAUGUUGUUGUCACUACAUCUGGAAAACCACGUAAGAACAAAUUAAAAGUAUUUUAAAAGAGACCAGGUUGUUUGAAAAUCCUAAACGAAUGCUAAAAAUCAUCAAAACAUUCUGGUGUCUGAGCCAGUGUGUCAUCGAAUUGCGAUUUAAUGUAAACAGAAAUUACAGCAAGUUGAUGUCAGUCAGCUUAGAUGGUCCAAGCCAAAAUUAUAUCGCAUUUGAAGUUCCAAACUGAGUUAAAAAUAGUGGAAGAAAAGCCGUAAUUAUACUUGUUGUUACAAUCCAUUUAAUAAAAUGCAACAUUUUUUUGUUUUAAUGAAAAAAUCAGUUAUUUUCAUGAGAACGAUUUGUUAUUCCAUCUCAAUUUUUUUAAUCUUCAAUCGCAAUAACGUAAAGUAUUAUUACCCGCGAACCAAUGAGUCAAAUUUAAGAAACAACCCACUGUUAGAAAGCUGAAUGGCUACGCUUUAAAAUGAAUGUAAACUUUAACCUUUUCGUCUAUUAUUUGUUUAGCAAUUUACAUUUCAGUCGAGGAUUGCGCUUUUUUUUAUACACCCUGUAUAGAUUACUUAAAAUACAAGAACAACUUCAGGUUGAGGUUAAGGAACUUCUUCAUGUUCUUAAAAACCUUGACCUUUGUACUUCAGCUGAAGUGGAAACCAAGUGGAAAGGCAGUUUCAAGCUGUUACAUAAUUCAUUACUGCAGCACAUAGUAAAAACAUGCUCCAUAAGACUAUUGUUAUAAUCAGUAGUCACAAGAAAUAAAUUUUAUCAAAUUCAUGAAAAUGCGUAAACACUUGUAUGCCCCUUGUAUACACAUGCAUUGUUCAGUUCACUCCCCAUCUGGGCUUUUUAGUGACCGAUUGCAUUCAGUAUUACGCUUAUAUUUAUAUUACCUGCUUAGCUAGAUUAUUUAUCUGUACAACAUUUGAGAUAUUGCUUUCCUAACUAUGUUUACGCCCUGUCAACUUACCCUGUGGGAGGAAACUGGAUCGUCCGGAGAAAACCCACGACUUUCGGCAGAGGGUUCAGUUGACAGACUCUUUUCACAUGAGUCCGUAGCGAGAACGGAGGGCGCACCGGCCAGAGACGUAGAGUAAAGAAUAAGAAUCUCGAAGCUUCAAAAAGUAUAGAAUCGUUCAGGAGGGGAUUAAGAGGGUUAAUAUCUUGUGUCACGGAAAUGCCAUUUCCUACAUUCUGAGAUUAACAUUGUGAGUGUCUGAAGUAAUAGUUGCUUCUUUGUUUUAGGGUUCGUGUACCAUGAAACUCAACGCUGCUUCUGAAUUACAAGUAAGAUUAAAAACUUUGAGGGCAAAUGAAAAUAGCUAUACAGCAGCCCAAACAUUAAUUCUGUUCGACCAACUGUUAAUAUAUUACGUAUUGAGUGGACAUUCCCCAUGUUAAAUUUGUGCAAUUUAAAAACUGUGCUGUAAUUUCAUCCUAUUUGAUAGAUUAUUGGGCUAUGUGUUUUUCUGCAAAUAUAAUUUUAAGUCUAUCUUCGUGUUAACAUUAUCCUUUGCAAUUAUUCACUAGCCAAUAACCUGGCCAGAAUUUGCAAACAUCCAUCCGUUUGCGCCAACUGAACAAGCAGAAGGAUAUCUUGAAUUAAUUAAGGAAUUGGAACAUGAUUUAUGUGAAAUUACUGGAUUUGAUGCUAUCAGCUUCCAACCCAACAGGUAGAUAUUUGAUCGCAUUCAUCAUACGUCUUUUGCUACAACUGAUCACGUGACUCUAUUUCUCAUAUUACCAAAACCGCGGAUCCUUCCUCUUGCCCGAAAAACCGUGUCUUGUUUUCGUAUCAAGAUAUUCAGGAAUGGGAUUACAUUCCUACGCCGAUUACGUUUACACCUAAAAUGUCAAACUAUUAUUAGCUAAUUUCAGACACUUUUUCGCAUUCAGACCAAUCAGAUGUCACCAUUUCCGAACUGUCAAUUCCACAACCAAUCUCGUACCCAGAGCCAUCGUUGAGUGGCUCUGGGUACGAGAUUGUUUCACAACCUGAAUGUUCUGACGCGAAAAUAUGCACGUUUGUUUGGGCGAUUGGAAGGAUCCGCCGAUUAUGGUAAUAAAGAAAAUGUACGAGUGAGUGAGAGUUGCAACUUUUGCACGCGUUUCACCUUCAACUUUCAUCAACUCCAAUGCGUUCUCAUUAACUUCAAGCUGAUGAGAAUAUUGGUCGUCAGAUUGCUUUGCGCGGUAACAUUCAGUCACUUCUCAGGCAACUUUUGCUCUCGUUUGACCAGGGAAUGAGCUGAAACUUUCAUGCAAACUCUCGCUUGCCAAUUCCUCGGUUGAUUUAGCUUUAACAGUUGUUUCAUAUAUUAGUCAGAGUGCAAAGAUUCAGAUUGUAAUAGGUACAGUAAUAGGUAAGAAAUGGCGUUGUUAAAUUCAAGAUUGAAAAUGUUAUAAGAAGAAUCGACAUAAAGAAUAUAUAAAGCCAGCCUCGUUUUGUUAGGUUUUGUUAAAGCCCUAUCGUCAUGUUGUUUUAUUUUUAGCGGCGCUCAAGGAGAGUAUGCUGGUUUACUGGCAAUCAAAGCUUACCACGAUAGCAGAGGAGAAUCGCAUAGAAAGGUUGGUAGUGAAAUCUGAGGUAGCAUAUACUGCCAAUUCCACAUCAUUUUUUUCUUUUAGUGAAUGCUAAAAUUUCGCAGCGAAAUGAAUUAGUGCAUGCGCAGUGAAGAGAGCACGAAAGCGAAUCAAUUCCGUAGAGUACUUUUCUACAUACCAUGGCUUUUUGUCGUGUAUAACAUGGUCUUGUACCGUAUGGUACCGAAAUGUAGCGUGUCUCUGUGAUUUCUAAGCACUUGGGUGGAACUUUAGUACAAAUGAAAAUGCUACUGAAAUAAAAUGAAAUGACCAAUUUUGUAGCAUAUCGUACUAAUCUUGCGUUCAUGGGUAUAGUCUUUUAAUUACGUCACCUGUACUUUAUCUGGGUAUAAUUACGUCACCUGUACUUUAUCUGGGUAUAAUUACAUCAUCUGCACUUUUUCUGGACAAGGUAGGAUCGUAACAUGUAUUCCAUCUUAGGUGUGCCUCGUUCCUAAAUCUGCCCACGGGACUAAUCCAGCAAGCGCUCAAAUGGCUGGCUUUAAAAUCGUUUUCGUUGAGAUUGGAAAACAUGGCGAAAUCAACAUGGACCAUUUGCGAGAAGAGGUAAUUGUAACGUAAUUUAUGUUGACAAUUUUGUACGAACGUCGGAGGCUUAGACUGCGCUAAUACAUUACCGCCAUUCCGGAUGUUCACAUGACUGUAAUCCAUAUUGGCCGUUUUCCGUUACGAUCGCUUUGCCGCGAGACGAGUGAACAUUUUUGAACAUGCACUGUAGUUGUUUACCUUGACAGUUUUCAGUCUGCUUUGGCCUCAUUCAAGUUUCUUGGCUUGCACGCGUGACUAAGUACCAUAGAUAUCUUAUAUAGACUAGAUAGUGCAUCUAAUUAGUCUGCAAUUCAAAAAUUGAAGCCGUGAUUGCAGUCUCAGGUCGUUCCCAUGAAAUUAGAAGAUUCGUAUAUUUUCUAUUUCUUAAACAGGGAACUUGAACAUUAAGUUAACCCUAUUCCAAAUUCGUUUUUAAAAUAUUCAAAUGAUGAAAGUUAUUGUUUUUAAGCGUUUAUUAGCAAGUGGGAACGACCAACAUGGCCGCCAUCUAUUCAAAUGGGGGUAACCGCUGGAAUAUUCUUGGCUUCAAUUUUACUAAAAGAGAUGCGCUAUCUUGUGUAUGUAAGAUAUCUAUGCUAAGUACACACAUGACUUGUGUCCUUCAUCCCACGCGUGCAAAGUGAAAGUGACCGUAAGGGAAAACGGCCUUAAUCGUAUGGCGUGAACAGAUGGAGCAGAUUUCUAGGUAUCUAGUAAGCAAAGUCUCAAAAACUGCGCUAACACACAAGGGAAGCUCAGAUUGAACAUCUACUAUUUGAGUGUUCGUGAGCUUUUAGAAUACAGGCGUAAGUGGUCUAAGACAAGCUUGGAACACCAUGAAAGAACAUCUUGGUACAGUUUGUGUACACGUGGAUUUUGUCAGGGAGGGGGGGGGUGCAGGGAGAGUUGUCUUUCACUACCGGGUGUCCCAAAAAAAAGUACUCCGGUUUGAUUCGUAAUAACUUCUAAACAAUUAAAGCUUUUAAAGAGAAAUAACUUUCAUCAAAUAGAGGAAGGACUAACUUAGAUUUUGAUAUAUUAGAGUUGUAUUUCACUUAAAGAUUCACGGAGAUAUUAAUGUUUAAAAUCGGGAGCAUAUUUCUGGAUGUGUCUGAAAUAUGCAAAAAACGGCGUAUCAAAUAUUAAUCAACAUUUGCCCGACUGAAACAUGCACUAUUACCAGUAAAUAAAUGACAUUUGACAAAUUGUUUAUUAUGAAACAAAGUAUUAUUAUCUACAAAAUACAAGCAAGAUAUAUUUGUCCGAAAUCCGUGUGCAUGUGUUCCUAGCACGAAUACGUUUCCUUAUUUCAUGAGACCACUGCAUCGCGAAGGAUCGUCAUGAAUAUCCGCGUUCGUAGUUCUGAAUUAGGGCAUGCUGUCACAAUAGAAUUGUGAAGCUCUUCUAACUUCUUCAAAGUUCUGAAAUCUUGUUAAGAAAACUCAAACAGUUUUGCCUUUUCUUAAUCUUGUUUAUCUUGUUAAGUUCAGAAUAAACUGAGAAUGAAACACAAUCUAACCAUACAACUCCAUAAGUCAUAACAAGCAACUCCCCAGAGACAUCCAACAUUUUUGGAACAAAACGUAACAAAAUAGUAGCGUCGAUACUGUGAUGUGUAUUUGCAAAAAGCAAUAUUAUUUCCUUCAUAAUAAGAAUAUUAUUCAUCCUGCUCUAACCGAGAAAUAAUCAACUCUGUUUUUAACCCAUAAAAGACAUAAAAAAAUUAGGCUAUUUAAUUUAAGAAAAAUUUAAGCGCCUGCCUUAGGGGUCUUUCAUGUACCUUUAAGUUUGUAAAGACCUAUUAAAUACUGGCAUAAUUUCGAACAUUCAUAUUUCAGGAAACAAUGACAUGAGCUAAGACUUACAUGCAUGUUAAGAUGUCUAAAUCUACGUACGCCAUAUCCCUUAUACAAACCCUAACGACAAUUCGUUGAAAUACAAGUUAGCCUGAUAUGUCAUUAAACAAACAAACGCUGGAGUAAUAUUUGAUAUGCCGAUUUUCGCUAAUUUUAGACACAUCCCAAAAUAUGCUCCCGAUUUUGAACAUUAAUAUCUCGGUGAAUUUUUAAGUAAAAUACAACUUUAAUAUAUCAAAAUCUAAGUCAGUCCUUCCUAUAUGUAAUGCAAGUUAUUUCUGUUUGAUAGCUUUACUUGUUUAGAAGUUAUUAUAAAUCAAACAGGAGUACUUUUCUUUGGGACACCCGGUAGUUGACUUAGGCCACCAGAAAUGACUGAGACGGAAUGGGAUUUACCAGCUGCCCACACCUGCUAUCGGAUCAAAACCACUCUAUUAAAAAGUGAGUCGUUUUUUUACAUAAUAAUUGGUAUUGUUAUCUGUGCAGUGAUGGUCAAAGUAUUUUUUUCAGGUUGAAAAACACAAAGACAAUCUUGGUGCUAUUAUGAUAACCUAUCCUUCCACAAACGGAGUUUUUGAUGAAGGCAUUAGGUAAAAAAACCCAAAAUAUUUUUUGUGGAGUUGUAACUUUAAACAUCUAUUCCAAAUGGAUUAUUGCAGCUGCAACACGGUUCACGAGCAGUCGGGGAAAAUAUCAGGGUGCUUAUAUAUACAGCGCCGCUGACUCGGAGAAAAAGUAAAUGUUUCUUAGUUGUAACUAUACAUGAGAAUAAAAGGUACGCCAAUUUGCAGAAGACGAAUAUGGUGACUUACCUAUAAAGACCUUUUGCAUGACGCGUUACCUUAAUUAAUAUUAAAAUAUUUUACACCACCUUGAUAAGGAUAUAUAGGGAUAAGAUGCAGUAGAGAUGUAUCAUAUAGUAACUAUGCCAUAGUGUAGUCCACUAGAGCAGUGGUAGUGAAUUUGACUUUCAAUCAAUUUAUAUAACUGACGUUUUCUUCAGAGAUGUUUUGGCUUUAAUUCAUGAGAAUGGAGGACAAGUGUAUCUUGAUGGUGCAAAUAUGAACGCUCAGGUAGGCGUGAAUUAUUACCUGGAAAUAUCCAUUCUAUGCUGUUUAAGAAAAUAACUGGUAAUCAUUCCACAUAGUCGCAGCUUUUAGAUGACUAUUUUGGCAGUAUUGUAAAAUGUAUUUCCCGUCCGUCGUAGCGUUUAACGAGCAGUCGUGGAAUAAUUAUAUUAAGACACGCUCAAAACUACGCGAAUCUAAAUGCACGUAAUAUUUGCUUUCCGCUACUCACUCUAACCAAUGUUGUUCCUAAAUGUUGUUUGCCUCAAAAAUGGUCUCUGGAUGUCGAUUUUGUUGGGGAGGGGAGGAGGGGGGUGUUUGAGCAAGGAAGGGCAACAAAAACGAAAAUUUAGCAUCUUAUUUUUCACCUUGCUCGGUUUCCUUUGUUCUUAUAGGGGAAUAUAUUCAAUAUUCCCCUCUAAUCAAUUUCCGUUUAAUAAUCCCCUCUAAUAUUCACCUGCAAUGUCUUUACAGCACAAAAAAUGAGAAAAAAACCCAACAUAAACAAGGCAAUUUGGCAUUAAGAAUUAUUGCUAUUCUGACUCAUUAACGCGACCUCGCAAUGUGAAAAAUAAGUACGUUAUUUUGAGGCACCUCGGGGUAUGUGUUUAUUCACCUCGGCGCGCAAAUCACAUAUCCCCUCGUUGCCUCAAAAUAACCUAUACAAAUACUUCGGUGUCCCAUUAAUUUAUCUUCAGAUUAUGGCAUGCAUGUGGUUUGUUCAAAUAAUAUAUGUGGCGCCGGGUGACUUUCGAUAUUACUAUCAAACAUGGCGUCAAAGCAAGACUGAGGCACUAACUGUGGCUGCAGUUGCUUUUGUUUGAUCAUUUUGAAGAGUUUAAUGAUCCACAGCUGUCUAGUAGUUGGUUUUGCCACCCAAAAUGGCGGAUUAUUUUUGAUGAUACGUCAUACUGCGAGACCUGAAUAGAUAGGCAUAGUUUAAACUUUGAAAUCGCUAAAUAUAAAACUGAGGAAAUUAAGUAUGCGUGUUAACCCCUGUUUUAACAGUUGUUUAUGCACAGUUUCCGUGCAACGUUUUUUAACUUGUUUUCUCUGCAUCAUUCCACACUUCAUCUUUAGGUUGGCCUUUGUCGUCCAGGUGAUUAUGGUGCUGAUGUUUCUCACUUGAAUUUACACAAGACAUUUUCAAUCCCACAUGGCGGAGGAGGGCCUGGGGUGGGACCUAUUGGAGUGUAAGUAUUUGAGAUAAUUUGUUUUUACCAAACCACAGGAGGCCCAGGCUCGAUUUGCCCGCGCCCGCCUGUGCCUUCCUUAUAACGAGGGAAGGAAGGAGACAUUGAGACCAAAAUAGCCCAGACUUGGCAUAUGUCACACGAAACUAUCCUCGAUUUUUCGCUUUUCAUGCAUUUCUUUCACGAUUAAUCGAUAUCUCCUGCAAGAAUGAUACCGUAUAACUCUCAAAGAGCUUAAAUUCGCUCUGAAAUCCGUCGAACAACGAACAUCAACAAACUUUUCAAUUUUUUUAACAAACACAAUGUGAAAUACAAUUUAUUAUACAUAUUAACGUACUACAGUUAUAUUUACAUGCAGUAAUAUUUACACUUUAUUAUAACGUUUGUGAAUAGUUUUGUUUGUAUGAUUGAAAUUAUUACAGUACUGUUAAACAAAUUUGAAAUGUUUGUUGAUAUUCGUUGUCCAAUCAGGGUUGAGUGUAUUUUGAGUUAUUCAACGACUUCCGCUUUUUGCACAGCAAACCCGGCACGCGGAUAUAUUUUGGCCGAAUUUUGUUAUUCCCUCACGGAUUUCAGAGCGAAUUUAAGCUCUUUGAUUAAAGCAUCGUUGUUUUGAGAGUUAUACGGUAUCAUUCUUGCAGUGGAUAUCGAUUAAUCGUGAAAGAAAUGCAUUAAUUAAAAGCGAAAAAUCGAGGAUAGUUUCGUGUGACAUAUGCCAAGUCUGGGCUAUUUUGGUCUCAAUGUCUCCUUCCUUCCCUCGUUAUAAGGAAGGCACAGGCGGGCGCGGGCAAAUCGAGCCUGGGCCUCCUGUGAUCGGAAAGGUCACAAAAAACCCAAAUGGGCCGUUUCGGAGUUGCAAGUCCUAUGUUGCAAGUGCAAGCGUGUGCCAGUGAGUCUGUACAAAAUGUCUGUUCAGAAAAAACAUGGCGGAGCACGAAUGAUUUAAAUAUGUUAAAAGUUGUUCGAAACAAGCAACUUUGCAGUGUUGACUCCCCUCGACAAUGCAGUUUUCUUUAGUUUGCUUUACUACUAUGCUAUGUACUGUGCUAUGUAUAUGUACUGUGCUUUACUAUUGUGCAUAUGUGUACAAUAGAUUGUAAUUGUUCAAAUGCUGUUUUAUUCCAACUCACAACGCUUUACUUGAAUUUGCAGGGUAAACUCCAAACUGACAUAUUAACAAGUUAACUUCAAACUGCGGCCUUGUUGAGUCAAUUUGAAUAAUUUAUUGUGUAUGGUUGUUUUCACGUUGUACAUAUUGAAAUGUCUUUAUAGAAAGAAGCACCUUAUCCCAUUUCUUCCUUCACAUCCUAUUGUUCAUCCCAUGGGAACAGAUGAUGCGACGUCAUUAGGAACUGUUUCUGCAGCACCAUAUGGCUCACCAGGAAUUCUACCUAUCUCUUACGCUUACAUUAAAAUGAUGGGGGCUAAAGGACUUACUCACGCAUCUAAAGUAAGUUCGUGGUGCAGGUUGUGAUGAUAUUGUUCGAGGUGAUAUUAGUGGUGACGUUGGUGGUAGGACUAAGAGCUUAAUUGCGGUGUUUGAUGAUGUUGUUUGUCUAUUGUUUGGUGGUCCUGAUUGUGGUACGUGACUGUGGGCUAAAUAACUUACUCACUCCUCUAAAGUAAUUUGUUAUUGGGGGAUGGUCCAAGUCGAGAUUGUCUUGUGCCGAGAUGUGAUCCCAAUGUGCGGUACAUAGAUAUUUUCUAUACACUAGAUAGUGCAUCUAAUUAUUCUGCAAUUCAAAAAUUGAAGCCGUGAUUGCAGACUCAGGAUAUUCCCAUGAAAUGAGAAGACUCGUAUGUUUUCUAUUCCUUAAACAGGGAACUUAAACAUUAAGUUAAACCUAUUCCAAAUACAUUUUCAAACUAUAUAUUCAAAUGAUGAAAGUUAUUGUUGUUUUUUAAACGUUUAUUAGCGAGUGGGAAACUCCAACAUGGCCGCCAUCUAUUCAUAUGGGGGUAACCGCUGGAAUAUUCUUGACUUCAAUUUUACUAAAAGAGAUGCGCUAUCUAGUGUAUAUAAUAUAUCUAUGGUGCAGCACCAUAUGUUUUCUGAAAUCUACAUAUGCAGGAAGUUUGACUUACACAGGAAAUUUCUAUUUUGCUGCCAGGAAGAGAAAUAUAUUUUCUAGGCCUGGUCUUGGUAGUGGUGACGAUGGUGUGUUAAUAGUGGUUUCAAUACUAAUAAUGCGUUCUCAUUAUCACAGGUCGCCAUCCUGAAUGCUAACUACAUGGCAGCAAGACUGAAAGAUCAUUACCCAAUUCGAUUUCUUGGCAAAAAUGGUAUGAUAUUUGUUUUGGUUUAUUAUUGCAAAGCUUUCGAUCCGUAACGUCGAUCUUCAUUAGUGCUAAUAUAAAUAGAGAAUAAUACAUGCAUGGGAGCGCGGAAAUACCAGAUUUAUUUCGAGUGUUCAACAUGAUAUCUCACGAGUGAGCGCAUUUUCUGUUUAUUAUAUUAUAUAAACAAAAUUGAAAAACAAUAAAACAUCCGUGGCAAUGCGUUUUACAACAAGUUCUCUGAUUGGUCAAACAUAUUUCCUACGCGCUUUUUGACGUUCACAGCUUCUUCAAAUUUUGCUUGGUUCUUGAAAUAUUUUCACUGAAAUUAUUGUAAAUUGACGUCAAUGACGGACAUCUCGUUAUUUUCAGUCAAACUAUUUCAAGAACUAUAUACUGUAAGCAUGGUAUGAAAAAUCACGAUUAAAUAAGAUAUGAGAAAUCAUGAUUAAAUAAGAUAUGAAAAAUCACGAUUAAAUAAGAUAUGAAAAAUCACGAUUAAAUAAGAUAUGAGAAAUCACGAUUAAAUAAGAUAUGAGAAAUCACGAUUAAAUAAAAUAUGAGAAAUCACGAUUAAAUAAGAUAUGAAAAAUCAUGAUUAAAUAAGAUAUGAGAAAUCACGAUUAAAUAAGAUAUGAGAAAUCAUGAUUAAAUAAGAUAUGAGAAAUCACGAUUAAAUAAGAUAUGAGAAAUCGAUAAAGAAGUUUUAUUUUAAAAGUUGUUUCCAUUAUGCAGGUUACUGUGCUCAUGAGUUUAUCCUUGAUGUGAAAAUAUUCAAGAAAACUGCAGAUAUUGAAGCUAUUGAUAUUGCCAAACGACUCAUGGAUUAUGGUGAGAAUAACAGUAUUUUGUUGGGACGUACAUUUUGUAUAUUGCAUAGGGCAGCACUUGAUUGGAGCAGAUUGGAGGGUCGAAACGUUGGGUCGUGAAUGUAAAUUGUAAAAUAUUCACAUUCAUUUAAGCUGCGGGGUUUAAACAUGCCGAGACAAUUCGCUAUGUAGAGAACUUAGCCGAACUGAACAUUAUACCCAACCCUAUACAAAUUGGUGGUCCUGCAGAUGUGUAACAAGUCUAUCUCUACUUUCCGAAGGGACAAUAUCGAAUAAAGAAGAAACUUCUUCAUGCCAGUGAUGUGUUUAAUUUGCCCUGCGCAAGCAUUAAGUUACACCGUUGCAUAGGGUCAGUGUAGUUUGGAAUAAUUUAGCAGAUUAUUCAAAUUGAUCGAGUCUUUGUCUUCCAGGUUUCCAUGCGCCCACAAUGUCCUGGCCAGUGCCCAGCAGUCUCAUGGUGGAACCAACAGAGUGUGAAGAUAAAGCUGAACUGGAUCGAUUCUGCAAAUCAUUAAUUCGUAAGUCCCUGAAUAUAUAUUUGCUUUCAGUGAGGAAUGGUAUAGAUGGGUUUCAGUAAGCGUUAUGCUGGUCAACCGGUGGAAAUGACAAAAUAAUGCAUCUUAUUAUAUCCAAUUGUCCUGUAGUUGGUCUUGUUCAAGCUAUUGUUUUGUGCGCACGCAAAUAUAAUUGAGGAAUGUUGUUACUUCUAAUAGUGUGGUCAGUUCUGCUGCAACUCACCAGUGCAGGCGUUUCACGGCUUAUCUAUAGUGACUAAAGGCUCAUGGUUUACACUGUCAAAGUUUUUGUGAUCACAGUAGGAAUUUUGCAUGGGUAAAUUAUAUGUUUUGAAGGUUUGUAAGAAAUUUUGAGGGAACUGACUCAUUGUUUGAGUCCGUUCCCUCGAGCAUUUCUUACAAAUCUUUCAAAACCUACCCAUGCAAAAUUCCUACUGUGACCACAGAAACUUUGAUAGUGUAAACCAGCUUUAGGUCAAAUUAUAAUUCGUAUCUCCUUUCAAUUGUAGGCAUAAGACAAGAAAUUGCUGAUAUCGAACAAGGACGAAUGGAUGCAACUGACAAUCCUUUAAAGGUAGAUUUUAUUGCCCAGAUUGUACCUGUACAUUACAACACUUCCGCUGAUCCUGAACAUCAGGCUGUAUCUUUCUUCAAGUUCUGUAUAUUACACUGUAGUUCCGGUGUACACAUUGUCAUCUGUGUUUUCUAGAAUGCUCCUCACACUCAACUGGUUUUGACGACUGAAAAAUGGAAUAAACCAUACACAAGAAAACAAGCUGUCUAUCCAGCUGUGAGUGUUUUUUUUUAUUAUUAUGGUUGUAACCAGUCGCUCUAUCCUGAUGGAUCGGUCCAUUAUUUACAGUCAAACCGGAUGUUCUCUUGCGAGCAACAUUGCAAUAUUGUCCCACAAUAUUGCAAUUUUGAUAGGCAAAUUGCUCUGAGCAAAUUGCAACCGACGCGAACAAAUUGCAAGUUGGAAAUUCACAAAAGAUUUGUAUAGAAAGCCUCUGAUUGGAUUAUAAGAAAGUGGGAAGCCAAUCAAAUAGUCUGAGCCACUGGAUUGGUGCUUCCCUCUUUCUUAUAGUCCAAUCAGAGACUUUGUUUACAAAUCGUUUGUGAAUUUCAACUUGCAAUUUGUUCGCGUCGGUUGCAAAUUGCUCAGAGCAAUGCAAUCUGCCUAUCAAAAUUGCAAUAUUGUGGGACAAUACAAAACAAAACAAUUAAACUAAAAUAGAUCGAAAACGGAAACCUGGAUCAUCACUUGCACAGAGGAGUUUCUCCACGCCUCCUUUUAAUUCUAUAUCGUUCCACUAUACAGGGAGGUAGCGAACCAUCUGAAGCGGGGGGGGGGAGGUGUUGAAGGAUUUUACCUGAAAUUUGAACUUCAAUGUUAAACAUUUAACUGAAGUGUAAUAAUUAUAAUAGAGAUUUUUCUGAUUGAUUUUCACUGUCAUACUAAGUUUCCUAAGAAAAUGAGGGUCUGUCUGGGGGUCCUCCCCCAGAAAAUCUUUACAUUUUUGAUGCUCCAGGAAUGCAUUUCUGGCGUUUUCUAAAGCAAAUUCGCAAACGAAUUGGAUCUAAGUUGACUGUAUUUUACAAAAAGGGUUAUCAUUUCACAAAAAUAACGACUUUAUUACGCAAAUUUUACCUGAAAAUGUCAAAAUUUAAACUUGAAUUUUACCUACGUCCCUGCCACUACAGUCUGUAUAACAUGACGUAGGAUUGUGAGAAAUAGAGAGUUGUCUGUUCCUAUCUAUAAUAAAUCUUCUAUUCAAGAGUUUUUGACGGAAUAAAUAUUAAACAAUUUUCUUCGGCUGUAAUACUUCCUUGUCCAAUGUUGACUAGUUUCCCUGGGAUCCCACACGCUGCUACAUUAUGUUAGCCAAACAAAACUCGUGGAAAGGAAGAUUAGACCAAGUCGAGUCAGUCAUUUCCUCUUUGAGGAAAUUCGAUUGGAAUGACUGUAUAUUGAAAUAAGUAACACCAAAAAACUGUAGCAAUGUAUGUACGCCUAGCGUACCUAUUUUAUUACUGUGCUUUUCGAUGGUUAUAAUUUUUUGUAUUACAUUACAGCCCUGGAUAGAUCAUACAAAUAAAUUUUGGCCAACAAUAUCCCGUGUUGAUGACAAAUAUGGCGACCAACAUUUGAUGUGUUCUUGUCCUCCCAUUGAAAGCUACGAAGAAUAACAUUCAUCGAGCCAAGGUGUAACCCAUUCGUUUUAUGUCUCACAGAUGGAUGAAUUCUGCCUAAAAAAAUUGUUUACCCCUUCGGCAUUCGUAUUGUUUGCCGUAUUCUAAUUUGAAACACACAUGCACACGCACAGUCUAUGUUUAACUUUUCCCCCAACCAUGUAGCAAAUUGAUGACCACAACUUUUGAAAACUUCUUAAUAAUCGGGGAAUAUUCGCCGAGACGAAGUCGAGAUGAAUAUUCCCCGAUAAUCACCGAGCAUGAGGCGAAUAAUUGUUUUUAUCUUUACACAAGUCUUUUGUGUUUUUUGGGACUGAAUUUAUUUUAAUUUCGCUUAUUUCUUUAUGAGUAACUUCCACAAAACGGCUAGCCGCCAUUUUGAAAAUUUCGGUUUUGUUAUAUUCACCUGUAUAGGUGAAUAUAUAACAGCUUAAUACGUCAAAUUUGACCAAUCAACUUGUAGGAUUUGUUAUAUUCACUUGUGCAAAAAUACUAAAAACUGAUAUUGGCUAGUUAUAGAAAAACUUUUUGGCAUGCAUUUUAGAUGCGGGUCCAACUAACAUAAUAUGGUUAAUUCAACCAUAUAGGCUGGUUAUCCAUUAAGUUACCCCAAACAGUGUUAAUUUCAGAAUAACCAGAGAAUAGUGUUAAUUUCAGAUUAACCAGAAAAUUUUUAACCAUGGUGUUAUUAACAAGGGUGCAUAACAUACAUAUGUGUUCUAAUUCCCCACAUGUCAUCAUUCACAUCACUCUGCUCAGGCAUAUUCAAUUGUAUCUGCAGGUGAAUAAUUUUCUGAAUCCCUCGCACUAUAACAUGCAGCAACUAACGAAUAUUCUAGACAAAUGCAUCCACCUGUGUGAAAUGAAAUUAAAAAUUUCUUAAUACUGGGAAAUACUGGGAUGAACUAUUAUAUACUUAAUUGUUCUUAUUUAAUUUAAUAAGUAUUUCCACGCAGUAAACUAGUGGGUUUGUGUAAGAGUUGCAGGGUAGCAUGUGGUGGUCAACAUUUAAACAUUUAAGAUAAUUUAUGAUAAUAUACAGUAUGAAUAAUGGAAGAUAUCCACCUUUUUAACAAUUUUUAAUACUUGUUCCAAACUACUCAAUGUUUGUUCAUGAUAUGGAAUAUCAGUUAGUUAGUUGACGUAGUUUUAGAUAUUGAAAAUAAAUCAUAGCAAACUCACUGAUUGUUGAUUUGUUUCUUUUGUCUUUGACAAUUGCAACCAUUCUGUCACCUCGCAUGAUGGUAUCCAUGCAUGAAUCCAUGAAUCUAUCAUGUGUAUAUGAGUACCUGACCCUCCCCCCACGCUUAUAUGUUAAUACCAACCAUAUGUGUAACCUUCAUUUGCUGGCAUAAGUGUCGACGAAGUGCGGCUUUAGUGUGGC
Molecule: messenger RNA, 29775 nt
Organism: Paramuricea clavata
Lineage: Eukaryota; Metazoa; Cnidaria; Anthozoa; Malacalcyonacea; Plexauridae
Source: the annotation of a GenBank genome assembly